GCGUCUUUGUUUGGUAGAACGUUGUUGCGUGGCGACCGUAAUGAACGCAUUUCUAGCGUUCAUUCUUCACAAGUGCGCGUAAGGUGACGGAAGUCAGAAGAUGGUUAUAGUUUAAUAGAGUGACGGCGGAGUUUAUAAAUUCAGUACUUAUUUAUUUUCAGAAACUUUAGAAAGAUAUUUUUGAACUAAAAUGGGAGUAUUAAAAACCGCAGUAGCUAUAGUGUUGGUUCUACAAAUUUUUAAGGUCAAUGUCGACGCACAGCCAACUCAAGGUCAAAACCACGCGGUUGGUAAAGAACAAGAGCUAAGAACAAUGCUUAAGACUGUUCUAGAACAAAAUAGAAGACUUGUGUUACAAAAUAAUAGAUUACAACAGGUAUGGUUUGGAAUGCAGCAAAUGUGUAAAGCAUUAACUAUGUCAACUUGUGAUUGUGCUGGACAGUCAAAUAUAAACAAACCCUACAUGAUUAACAAUAACACUGUCUCUAAACCAAGUCUGCCAUACCAACCUGCUUUACCUCUACAAGUAAUGUCAAUAAGAUCGUCCGGCGUUAACACUGACCCAACUACUGUAACCAUAAUAUAUGCUGCCACCCCUGAUCACACUACAGAAUGGAUUGGUCUGAGAACAAAUGGCGGAAUGUGGAGGACAACUGGAAAAAGGACGCAGACUAUCCCAGCAUCCUCUUUAUAUACGUCUACCGUGAAUGUGGAACAGCUGAGAUCCAUGCGCCAAAUGUUCUUUCGCUUGUACAAUGACGAAGAAUCAGUGAAUGUCAGAUUCAACCUAACAGAAAUAGAAAAGCCCCAGCAACAGAACGUCACAGCACCAACCCUCGGUCUGCUUAAAGUCAACAGUAGUUACAUGGCGCCACAUGACUCUGAUUUGAACAUAACGGCCAUUGUAAAUAAAAACGCUCGAGAUUUCAAUGAGUUAGCAUUUGUAGAAGUCUUCUUCACUGGACUUAACACCAGCGCAAGUCCUCCGGCAAUUUUUGAAAUCAUGAACUUCAAUUCAGAAGGUCUAGGGUUGAGCAUGUCACGCCGCACCGAGACGACGUCUAAUAUGGAUAUUACUCUGCGAUACCCGUAUGUUCAAUAUGGCGGAAUACUUACAGUGCGCAUGCCCUACCGUGACUCAAUGACCGGAAUGGUUGAAGAGUUAUACUACGGACCAUUUAUUAAAAUCUACGGUCCUGGUGCAACAAAUGUUGUGCCUGACAACACAUUAGGAAUAUUCCCACUGGCAAGGCAAACGAUAGUGUUCCCACCAACUCAGAGUAUGAUCUGUGCGGCAAUGGGGAAUCCACGACCCAAUGUGACUAUUCUUCACCUUGUGAAUGGUGGCAAAACAAAUGAAAUUCCAACAGAAACUGUCAUUCUAGACAGCUUUAUGAACAUGAAAGUACUGACAAUGUCAGCUAGACAACCGAAGAAGACAGAGGGUCGUUAUAUAUGCAGGGCAACAAAUGGAAACCAAACGAUUGAUGCACCAACAGAAGUUGUCGUUCUUAGUCCGGCAGUAUUUGAUGAAACGAAGACAGGAGUGGCGAAGAAUGCCAGCAGGAUUGUUGUAAUAUCGUGUAAGGCACGUGGAAAACCGAAACCGGAACUGUCUCUACGGUUGUAUGAUGAAUAUGGACCUGAUCUUAUAAAAUCUGGCAUGUACAAGGUAUGGAAGUCAGAUCCGAACAGAUUCACGUCCCGAGUGACCUUGACAUUAUCACCAGUAGAUGAUCCUGAUGUACAUACCGUGUAUUGCAUGGCGAGUCAGGGAGGCCCUAACGGUGCCUUUGAAGUGAGCCGUAAAAUCAAUGUUUUCCCUGCGGAAAGGGAAAACAAUUGGGAACUGUACCAGAGAGUAAAAGAUCUACAAGUUGCAUAGCAUGCUUCUAAAUGACUGAAAACAAACAACGAACUUGUAUUUAGUCAGUUUUAAAAAGUGAAUGGGUUGUCGCGCUUCAAAAAGAAGUUAUAAUUCCUCAAUUCAUUGUAGUUUAUAAACUUUACAUUAGUUUUCAAAUGCCAUAUUGACUUUAGCUAAAUAGUUGUUUUGUAUGUAAGAAAUAAAGAUUAAAAAUA
Molecule: messenger RNA, 2082 nt
Organism: Ruditapes philippinarum (Manila clam)
Lineage: Eukaryota; Metazoa; Mollusca; Bivalvia; Venerida; Veneridae
Exons: 7
Coding region: 191-1885 (564 amino acids)
Source: RefSeq, a predicted model, not a curated record